Closterium sp. Yama58-4 is the source of this 1260-nucleotide messenger RNA. NCBI's taxonomy places the organism in Eukaryota, Viridiplantae, Streptophyta, Zygnematophyceae, Desmidiales, Closteriaceae. The record is from the annotation of a GenBank genome assembly.
AUGCGCUUGAACCGCGGUGCUACCGGCACGCUGCAGAUGCUCCCCGGGGAGACGGUCAACAUUUUGUAUGCGUGGACCAGUGACUUCCGCCCCUGCGUGCAGGAGCUGCGCUUCGGCAACGGCAACAGCUACUCCAUGACCAACAACACCGAGUGCAAGACGCUACUGUCAUUUAGACCUUGUCAAUGGUGUGUGAGCGUGAAGUGGCAGAAGGAGGUGUUCAGCGGGGUGGAGAUCGACACACAGCAGCCACCCCUAGUCUUCAAGGGGCAGCUCUACGCGCUCACGGGCGUGCCGCCCGACAGGCAGAAGAUCAUGGUCAAGGGCGGCCUGCUGCAGGACGAUGCUGAUUGGUCGAAGCUGGGCAUCAAGGAUGGCCAGCGGCUGAUGAUGAUGGGCACGGCAGACGCUGCUCCAGUGGCGCCCGCCCAGGCGGUGGUGUUCGUUGAAGACCUGCCCGAGGAGGAGCAGGAGGCCGCUGCUCAGAAGGAGUGGUCAGCGGGGUUGGAGAAUCUGGGCAACACGUGCUACAUGAACGCCACCCUGCAGUGCCUCCACUCCGUGCCGCCGCUGCGCUCCGCCCUCGCGCAGUACGCCCCAUCGAGUGGCAUAGAGGCGGACAGCUCGCACCGCCUGGCGCUGGCAGCUCGAGACCUCUUUGGGGAGCUGGAGAAAUCUCGCCGCCCCGUCACUCCACUUCGCUUCCUCAUGCUGCUUCGCCAGAGAUUCCCGCAGUUUGCGCAGCAGGGGGAGCAUGGCGCGUACAUGCAGCAGGAUGCGGAGGAGUGUUGGACGCAGCUGCUCUACUCUCUCUCCCAGCGCCUCCGCAGCAUCAGGCAGCCCUCUCAAGCUGAGGUGGACAACAUAUUCGGGAUUGAACUAGUCAGCAAGGUUCGGUGUGCAGAGGGAGGGGAAGGCGCGGAGGGCAACGGGGAGGAGAGUGAGGAGAAGGAAACAGCGUUUAUGCUCAAGUGCCACAUCAGCAGCGACGUCAACCUGUUGCAUGAAGGGAUCAAGAGGGGCCUAAGGACGGAGCUGGAGAAGGUAUCAGCAUCACUUGGCCGCUCGGCUGUCUUCACAAAAGAUUCCCUCAUCGCCCGCCUCCCCCAUUACCUCACGGUGCAGUUCGUGCGGUUCUUCUGGAAGCGCGAGUCGCAGCAGAAGGCCAAGAUUCUCCGAAGGGUGACAUACCCCCUCGUGUUGGACGUGUAUGACUUCUGCACGCCCGAGCUCAGAGCCAAGCUGGACGGGCCCAGGAAA